AUGAAGUCAAGUUGCGUCCUAGAAGCAAAGUCCAUCCUAGCGCCACUUAUCCUUGAAAUGAAGAAAAGCCUUGAAGAAGGGAAUAUCGACAAAAUAGCAGCGUUUUAUGACCCGGAUGCUGUUUUUAUUGAAAUUGGAAAAAGCGGAGUUUGGGGGAAAGAAAUCAAGCCAAAAUUGAUGGAAUGGGACCAACGUUUGGGGAAAACGACAUACAAGCCCACAGAGGAGAAGUACGAAAUGGCUGGCGAUUACAUUAUCAUCACUAUGAAUGUUGACGUCAAAAGUGAAAAGAUGGGUGACAUCAAGAUGAAAACAGCGCAAAUAUGGCGGAAAUCCAAUAACACUUACUUGAUUAUGCAUGACGAGUUCGCAGUUUUAUGA
Molecule: messenger RNA, 381 nt
Organism: Necator americanus (New World hookworm)
Lineage: Eukaryota; Metazoa; Nematoda; Chromadorea; Rhabditida; Ancylostomatidae
Exons: 5
Coding region: 1-381 (126 amino acids)
Source: RefSeq, a predicted model, not a curated record